This is a messenger RNA of Folsomia candida, 1305 nucleotides long. RefSeq names its product cilia- and flagella-associated protein 20 (gene Bug22). Gene Ontology annotation, biological process: positive regulation of cell motility; cilium assembly; regulation of cilium beat frequency involved in ciliary motility. Lineage: Eukaryota; Metazoa; Arthropoda; Collembola; Entomobryomorpha; Isotomidae. Gene Ontology annotation, cellular component: ciliary basal body; motile cilium. The transcript is spliced from 8 exons. The record is from RefSeq and is a predicted model, not a curated record. The coding region runs from base 194 to 781 and encodes 195 amino acids.
GUAGCAAGUUCGGUUUAAUUCGCUUGCUAAAAUUUGUUGACAAUUAUUUUAAAAUAAGGCACAUUAAAAAAGAAGCAGUUUUGGUUGUACUUCAAAACUAGGAUUCAGAAAAUUGGAAAGCAACUACUCGGGACCGUUGAGUAUACGAAGCAGCAGUCGUAAGGCAUAAAACGGGGUUGCAAACUGAAGUGAGAUGUUCAAAAACACUUUUCAAAGUGGUUUCCUUUCCAUUUUGUACAGCAUUGGUUCUAAGCCUCUGCAAAUUUGGGAUAAGCAGGUUCGAAAUGGGCACAUAAAAAGAAUCACAGACAAUGAUAUCCAAUCCCUCGUACUGGAAAUAGUCGGAACAAAUGUUAGUACAACGUACAUAACAUGCCCUGCUGAUCCCAAGAAAACCCUUGGCAUAAAGUUACCUUUUCUGGUCAUGAUAGUUAAAAACAUGAAAAAAUAUUUCAGUUUUGAAGUUCAGGUAUUGGAUGAUAAGAAUGUCCGUAGACGGUUUCGAGCAUCAAAUUACCAGUCAACAACUAGGGUAAAGCCUUUUAUAUGCACUAUGCCAAUGAGGUUGGAUGAUGGAUGGAAUCAGAUUCAAUUUAAUCUCAGCGACUUUACCAGGAGGGCAUAUGGUUCAAACUAUAUGGAAACCUUAAGAGUGCAAAUCCAUGCAAAUUGUAGAGUUCGACGAGUCUACUUUUCUGACCGAUUAUAUUCAGAGGAUGAACUUCCUGCAGAAUUUAAGCUAUAUUUGCCAAUACAGACCAAAAGAAAUGCUGUAAAUUAAUAGUGGGUGGAGCUACCUACAUAAUUAAAUUUAUCUUUGGAUGCAAAAUAUGGAAGCAUGCGUUUUGUUUUAAAACUCUGUUUAUCACACUCAUUAGCACUUUGGUGUCAUUAGCACCAAAAAAGUGAAGGUUUUUCAUUUAUAAUUUUGUAAAUGGACUUUAUUCCGUGUUGGAAAUCUUACUUUUAAUAUUUAAGUUACAGAAUUAAAGGAGUAUUGUCUUGGUUGUUCCGAAAAAAUGUUGAGAAAGUAUGUACGCUCUUAACAAUCAUUUAUACCAUAUUACCGUGUAUCUAAAAUUAAAAUUCAACAAGGCUAUUACAUGAAAUUUUAGGAUAUGAGUACAAUAAAGUGUACAUCAUUUUCUCACAUCGAGGUUGCCUUUCCUAUUUUGUGUUUUUCUAUACCUAUAAGAAAGUACGGCUAGAUUGUAACAUAAAGGAAUUGCUUGGAGAUUAAUAAUACCACAGUAAACGGUAAUAAAGAAUGACUGUACUCAUCAGUUGUUUGUCUGUUCACAAAUA